AUGACGGAUUUCAUGUGUUUUUUAAAGUAUUUUUUAUUUAGUAAAGAUAAUAAGAGACUGUUGGAGAGAUUUGCUAGAAAAUCAGUGGUGCACACAGCUUUAGCUGAUAUCUUGUUUAAAAAUCUUAUGCAGUCUUAUAUUAUCAUAGUAAAGUUUAAAACGGGCAUGGAUUAUUCAACUGUAACAAACAAAUACGUUGAUAAACGUGAUACUUCAUUAUUGACAAACUGCGCCAACGAAAACGUUGAUGAAUGUUUUCAAAUUAGUCAGAAAUCGUCAGCAAAGAGGAAGCUUAAUUUAGAAUAUAGCGAAUAUGUUUCUCAAUCAUUUUAUCAUGUUCGGCGUUUUAAAGCACCAAAGUCAAGAGAAAGUCUUUCGCCAGGAUUCGUCGAUGCUCAACCACCAAGCUCGUUUCUACCCGUCUUUUGUAAGGACCACCUAAAUGAUUCAACGGCAUAG
This is a messenger RNA of Helobdella robusta, 459 nucleotides long. RefSeq lists its product as hypothetical. The transcript is spliced from 5 exons. The record is from RefSeq and is a predicted model, not a curated record. Lineage: Eukaryota; Metazoa; Annelida; Clitellata; Rhynchobdellida; Glossiphoniidae. The coding region runs from base 1 to 459 and encodes 152 amino acids.